Moneuplotes crassus is the source of this 455-nucleotide messenger RNA. The record is from the annotation of a GenBank genome assembly. Lineage: Eukaryota; Ciliophora; Spirotrichea; Euplotida; Euplotidae.
UUGAAGAUUUUCUUAAAUUGAAAGUUAUAAAUGUUUUAUCACGGUGAUACCUACCAAAGGAGAGUACAAGAGAGAAAGUAUUCCAUUGAUAAAAUUAAGAGAAGCCCACAGCUUGAAUUAAUAGUAGAGAAGACUUACAAUAAAGACAAGCGCAGUAUUAGCAGUCAGGAACUUGACAUCUUAAAGAAGAACAAUAUGCUACCAACAAACUUCAACAUGAGUGAGGCCGUCCGCCUAUUUUCAACUUCAUCCAUAACUAUUCCUGGGAAUGAGAAUAAAAACAUCGAUUCAUACCUGAGAGAUGACUUAAGCCAAAGCAGUGAAAUGGAGACUCUCAAUAAUAUGAUUUUAUAUUCAAAAGUUUGUAAGCCAAAGUGCCUAAAAUCGAAGUUUAAGCAGACGGCAGAAAAAUUUAAAGCUAUAUAUUUCUAAAGUAAACCAUAAUUCUAUUUCAA